Molecule: messenger RNA, 1338 nt
Organism: Macrosiphum euphorbiae (potato aphid)
Lineage: Eukaryota; Metazoa; Arthropoda; Insecta; Hemiptera; Aphididae
Source: the annotation of a GenBank genome assembly
AUGAAUAAUCGUACAUUAAAGAUAGUCCAGUUAAACAUGGCGAGAUCCAUGGAGGUGUCAACGGAGCUGCGCUCCUUGUGUAUCUCGAACAACAUCGACAUAGCUAUAGUCCAAGAACCAUAUACACGUUACGGGAAACUGUCAGAUUUAGAGGACAGCGACACUAGGGUAGUUAAGACACAAACCAAUGAGCAGCAUGGUGUUUGGGCAGCCAUCGUGGUCUUUAAUAGACACUUAGACAUUAUUUGCAGAGAAAACUUAACCACAAUACGCACGGUGGUUCUAAGUGUCACCCACCCAGGUCAAACACCGAUCGACAUUAUAUCGUCAUAUUUUCAAUUCAGGAAGGACAUGGCGGAGUUCGUUCGCGAAAUAAGCGAGAUAAACCAGUCCCUCACAAACAGAACAAUAAUUGGUGCUGAUGUUAAUGCCUUCUCACCCUGGUGGCACGACCCAAGGCGGAAUGAUAAGGGCCGUUUAGUAGAAUGUAUGAUCACAUCCCUUGAUCUCACCAUAGAAAAUAGACCGGACUCUGGAUGGUCUUUUCACGGUGCAAGAGGGAACAGUAAUGUGGACGUUACACUAUCCAGGGGUAUCAACGGCGCGAUACUAGACUGGAGCAUCGACCAAGCGGGUACGUCAAGUGACCAUUCCCUGAUAACAUAUUCACUAACAGACCAGGUCGUCAUGGUUUCACCUCACAGAGUCAACAGAUUUCACGAUGCAAAAAUAGACACACAUAGACUGCUUGACGUUCUUGAAACCAAGAUCGGCAACUAUCCAGUCUCUGAAGACAUAAGCGAUGCUGCCAAAUACCUAACGAAUGCUAUCAUGGAGACCUGCACAGAGGUACUCCUAAAGCGUGCAAGGAAAAGUUCACCACGACCUCCCUGGUGGAAUGCGGACGUCACUGCUUCAAAAGCCAAUCUUAACAGGGCGAAAAGGCGUAUUCUUAGGGAAGCUACAGCCGAGGCGCGGAAUGCUUUCAAAGCAGCAAGGAACGUACACGUGGCGAAUAUUCGAAGGGCAAAAUUUAACCUGUGGAAGAAGUUUGCCGAUGUACCCAUCAACGGCAAGCAGAUGUGGGGCAAGCUAACUAAGUGGCUAAUCCGCGGACGGCAAGAGCCCAAAGUCCCAACCGUACUAGUUCGGCAAGACGGUACUUACACUAGUAACUUGGAAGACACCAUUGAGCUCAUGGUAGACGAACUAAUACCGCACUCAGUUAAUGACAUACAACCAGAACCUCUACCAAGUGAACAAAAGUCAGCUACCAUAGAGCUGGACGAGCUAAGAUAUGUAGACAAAAGAACCCCGCCCCCGGAGCAGACGGGAUAA